AUAAUUCUUAAAUAAACAAGUUCAUACGCGUGUACUUCGUACUGAUAGAACUUAAAAGUAAUCACACAAACAAUUUCAUAGUAUUUUAAUAAAGUAGUAGUGUGUUAAUGGACAUAAAAAUGAAGCGAAUUUAUUCGUUUUUAAUUUUCUUAUUUUUAAGUGAUAUAAGUUUAGUAAAAUGUCAAGAAAGCAUUAUAGGAAUGCUUAACAUUACUGGCAAUGACAUUCUAGAUGUGCUAGCUCAGUUCACACUGGAAGAUAUUUGCGAAACGAUCAAGAACAAUCAGGAGGAUAGUUUAUGCGGGAAACAGUUAAGUAUACUAUGUGACAACGAAAAUGUAUUGCUGCAAAUGGUAGAUGCUAAUUCCAAGAUUCCUUAUACUGGUUUAUUUGUAAGAACCAAUUUAGACUUAGGAAGUUAUGACGAAUGCAUUGACAUAGAUUUAACUGAAGAUGAUAUAAGGCUUUUGGGGAAGCAUUGUACUGGUGGACUUAUUUUGCCAAGUGAAUUGUUUAACUUAGAAACUAAUGUCUCUCUCCAUGACUAUUAUGUUUUAUCAACUUGUGUACCCAACGCAUGCACACCUAAGGACCUUAUUAACCUAUUGAACAUACCUGAGGAGUAUGCGCCCUUACUAAAUGAUUUUGCUUGCUCGACAAAGCAAGGAUUACCUAUGCAAUGGCAGGAUUAUACAUUUCUGGCCUUCUCGCUUCUUAUCUGCUUAAACAUACUGGUUGCUACUCUGUCUGAUAUCUACUUAGCUUCUAAGGUCUCAAAUAAUGGAUUUAGACUGUUUGCCAAAGCAUUUUCACUAGCACACAACGGCAAGCAGUUGCUAAAGACCUCUAAGGGUUCUGUAGAACAAAUACAAGUUAUACAUGGCUUACGAGUUAUUAGUAUGGCUUGGGUCAUACUGGGUCACACCUUUUCCACUUUUAUCAAUGCCCCUGGAAUAAACAGAUCGUAUUUGAAAGAGUUUGAAUGGUCCAGAAAAUCAACCCACAUAACCUCAUUACAUUUAGCUGUAGACACAUUUUUCUUUUUGUCUGGACUAUUGCUGGCUUAUCAGUAUUUAAAACAGAAGCCCACCUCAUUGCUGGUCCAUCUGAAACGGAUACCCUUAAUGUAUUUUCAACGUUACGUCCGAUUGACUCCAGUAGUUGCUUCAGCCUUCAUAAUUCUAACGACAGUUUUCAUGCAUACUGGAAAUGGACCGCUUUUCUAUGCUGGGAUUCAAAGUGAAAAAGAUCGAUGCUUAAAGCAUUGGCUUGCAUUUUUUACUUAUACGCAAAAUUAUGUUGCACCUGAGGAUAUGUGUAUGGCACAUACCUGGUAUCUAUCAGCUGACUGGCAACUAUUUCUAAUAUCCCCUAUAAUUCUAAUACCAGUUGCCAUCUUAAUCAAGACCCAUUUUAAAUGGAUCAUGGGACAUUUACUGAUAUUUAAUUUGUUAGUGGGAACUGCACUUCCAAUGGUUUUAAAAAUGUUCUAUCAUAAUUCCAGCAAUCUUUUUGAAACUCACACGAGACUAAACGUCUAUUUUAUGGGUUUUAUGUUGGGAGUUUACAUGAGAGAGAAACAAGACAGCAAAUGGCGACUGAGCAAGGCUACAAAUCUUCUGUUUUGGGUAACUGCUCUAUUAAUACUUAUUGCAACAACAUUAGCUUAUAAGGAAGUACAGCUGGCAAGAUAUUACGAUAAUGACUUCACUUAUGACAUGUACUUCGUACUUUUAAGGGUGUUUUGGUCCUUAGGGCUCGCUUGGGUCAUUUUUGCGUGUCAUAGUGGAUAUGGGGGUUUUGUAAACCAAAUGCUUACAACCCCUACUAUGCAAGUGCUAAGCAAACUGACAUUUUGUAUGUAUAUCACACAUGCAUGUCCUAUUUUAUAUCUGCGUUUGACCGUUAAGGCUCCAAUAGAGUAUAGUCAGCUCAAUGGGUAUAAGGAUGCGAUAUUUGCCUAUAUAGUAUCCCUUGUUCUGUCAGCUCUAUGGACCUUAGUUUUUGAGUCACCAUUAAUUGUUUUACUAAAAGAGUUAAUGCGUUCCAAAACGUCUAAACAGGAAAAUAUUCAGAAUAGUAUUAAAUAAAGGUUUUAAAAGUU
Messenger RNA from Anthonomus grandis grandis, 2104 nucleotides. Its product is annotated as nose resistant to fluoxetine protein 6-like. NCBI's taxonomy places the organism in Eukaryota, Metazoa, Arthropoda, Insecta, Coleoptera, Curculionidae. Bases 108 to 2090 code for a protein of 660 amino acids. The record is from RefSeq and is a predicted model, not a curated record. The transcript is spliced from 13 exons. Gene Ontology annotation, molecular function: acyltransferase activity, transferring groups other than amino-acyl groups.